CCCAGAACGAACCAAACACCACCAGACAGUCGUCAAAGUCGGCGUGUUUUUCACGUUCGAAUCUCCCACUCUCUCUCGAUGUUCUACCACUGUUUCUUCAUAAGUUUGUCUCCAAGCUCAUCGAAGUCCUAUGUAUUUCCAAACUUCCAUGGAGGGAAACUCUCCUUGGGAACCAUUCCUUGCUGAAGAUGGCGGAGACGAUGGGCUUCUCUUCAGAUCUGCUCAAUGCCUCAAGGUUUGCCUGAGCUGCAGCUUAAAGCUUCUUAUGGUAGCCAUCUUCCUCACAUGGGUCGUCUUCGUCUUCCUCCUUCCCACGGACUUCAUGGGAAAACUGCUCGCCAAAUGGAUUUCCAUGACCAACACCACUGUAUAUGGUUCAUCAGGGGUUCCUUUUCUCCUGUUCAGCGCCCCUGUUCUGGCUAUUGCGCUGCUGGGGGCUGCCUAUCUCGCCUUCUUUCCCACGGAGUACAAUGAGAGAAAGAAGAAGAGGCUGCCAUCUUUCCGGGUAUUAUGGACCCAUCCGGUCAUCGUAAAGGGGCCUCUUGGUGUGGUUUCUGCUGCAGAACUGAUCGGAAUUAUUGCAUUUGCAGCUUAUAUCCUUUGGGCACUGCCUGCUUAUAUGAUAAGAGACUAUACCUCUGGACCGUUUCUUGCUCCAAGUGGGACGGACCUUGUCCAUUUUGGCCGCUGCUUCAGUCGCCGUCUUGGAGCAGUUGGAUUCUUUUGCGUUGCGUUUCUUCUUAUACCCACAGCUAGAGGCUCCAUUCUUCUCCGCGUUUUAGACAUUCCAUUUGAACAUGCAAUCAGGUAUCACAAAUGGUUGGGACAUGUGACGUUGAUCCUCCUCACUUUGCAUGGCCUGGUUGUUAUCUUAAUAUGGAUCGCCCAGGGCACACUGCAAGCCAAGAUAAUUCUGUGGCAAACUGACGGUAUCGCCCAUUGUCCUGGGGCAGUAAGCCUUUUGGCUGGGCUGUUGAUGUGGUUAACUUCGCUUUCUCCAGUUAGAAGAAAGCGCUUCGAGCUCUUCUACUACACCCAUCAGCUCUAUGCAGUGUUCAUCAUUUUUGCUGCAUUGCAUGUUGGAAUUAAUCUGUUCUACAUUAUUGCUGGUUCUGUUUUCUUGUUUAUCAUGGAUCGGUUUCUGAGGUUCUGGCAGUCCAGGACUACUGUGGAUGUGCUUUCAGCAAAAUGCUUUCCAUGUGGAGCAGUAGAGUUGACUUUAUCAAAGCCCAAAAACAUGACAUACAAUCCUCUCAACUUUGUCUUCCUGCAAGUAAGGGAAGUGUCGUGGUUCCAGUGGCAUCCUUUUAGUGUUUCUUCUAGUUCACUAGAUGGCAGGUCGCAUUUAACUGUUCUAAUUAAAGUUGCCGGGAAGUGGACACAAAAAUUAAGAGAUGAAAUCUUGAAUGCUAGGAAUCAUGCUUCCGGAAUAAGGGCAGCAGUUGAGGGGCCAUAUGGGUAUAGGUCGCUAUACCAUCUCCAGUAUGAAAAUCUCAUAUUGGUAGCUGGGGGCAGUGGCAUUUCUCCCUUCUUUUCCAUUCUGAAAGACAUGCUGCAUGGAGCUAAGGAAGAAAAGUAUUGCCUUCCCAAGAAGAUUUUGUUGGUUUGGUCAGUGAAAAGAUCAGAGGACCUUUCUCUUCUUUCUGAAAUUAAUGUAACAUCGAUAUGUGCAUUCCCCCUCAAAGUUUUAGACAUAGAAAUUCAAGCAUAUGUAACAAGAGAAUCAGGAAAUCUACAGGAAGGUGGAAAUUGUAAUUCUGGAGGUGAGAUAGUGAGAUACAUUUUCAGCACCAGAGGCAGUAGCAUGUCCACUAUGGUUGGUUCAGGAAAUAUGAAAUGGUUGGGGAUCUACAUGUUCUUUUCGAUAUUUGGCUUUGUAGCACUUGAAGGUGUGGCAGAAUUAGUCUUAGGAAAGCUAAAUAUAUCAAACUCAUGGUUAAAUGGACUUCUGUGCAUCAUUUGCAUGCUUGCAAGCAUCAUUUUGUUUGGAGGGCCUGUGAUCAUGCUCUGGCGUCUGUGGGAAAGCAGCGGUUUGGAGUUUGUUGACGAUGAUGAGCAGCAAGAGGAUGUUGCAGGACUAAAUGGCUCCACUCAGUACGGCGAGGAUGCAUCAAAAGAUCUUCUUUCCUUGGCAUCUAUUCAUUAUGGCCGACGGCCUAACUACAAAGAAAUUUUCAGUUCUAUAUCAGAAAAGUGGGGGAACGUGGAUGUGGGGGUUGUUGUUUGCGGUCCACCAGGCCUCGAGGCCAGUGUUGCUGCACACUGCAAGAGCAUACGCAACCCAGUUUUCCACUUCCAUAGCUAUAGCUUUGAAUUUUAACUAUGUUCAUGUGCAGCAAUUACCAACUUCAUUGUUCGGUAAAACUCAAAUACGAGACCAUCAAGUUGGACUUGAACAAACUUCAUGCCCCUGCAAAGCAAGGAAGCAGCAAAAAUAAGAAAAAGACUGUACAUGGUCCUUUUCGUAGAAGGAAGGCAAUAACUAGUAAUAAAUUACCCUUCCGCAGAAGGAAGGAGAUAACUAGCAAUAAACUAAAGUAACGUGGCUAUUCAAAUGUGGCCAUGUGGAGGGCCGUGAGGUUCCCGAGCUUAUUAAAGUUGAAAAAAUUUCUAUGGGGAUAAGUUUAUUUAUUCAUUCUUCCUUUUUCAUUUACUUGUGCAGGGAUUAGACUGAAUAUUGUAAUGGUUACUUUCAUAAUUAAAAUGUUGUACUGCUCUUGUUUUCUUGUUCU
This is a messenger RNA of Nymphaea colorata (pocket water lily), 2732 nucleotides long. RefSeq names its product ferric reduction oxidase 7, chloroplastic-like. The record is from RefSeq and is a predicted model, not a curated record. Bases 131 to 2320 code for a protein of 729 amino acids. The transcript is spliced from 9 exons. Gene Ontology annotation, molecular function: oxidoreductase activity. Lineage: Eukaryota; Viridiplantae; Streptophyta; Magnoliopsida; Nymphaeales; Nymphaeaceae. Gene Ontology annotation, cellular component: plasma membrane.